Molecule: messenger RNA, 2136 nt
Organism: Prorocentrum cordatum
Lineage: Eukaryota; Dinophyceae; Prorocentrales; Prorocentraceae
Source: the annotation of a GenBank genome assembly
AUGGCGACGGGAGGGCGUGGAGUUGCACGCCCAUUUCGCCGCAGCCCCGAGGACCGCAAGGCAGGGAAGCUGUGGGCUAGGCAGUCUGCCGAUCGUGCGAUCAUCAAGCUCUCCGACGAGCUCAGGCGGGUGCAGGCGGACUUCGAGGCGAUCAUUUGCGGCCUCACCACCAUCUUCGGGUGCGCGGAGCUGGCCGAUCGCAUCGUCGCGCUGGCGCCGGCCGUGGGGGAGAAGCUAGCAGGGCGCAUGCCGUCUGCGGCGCAAGCUGUGAGAAGGAACGUUGCCCUGCAUUCGACGCUCGCGGUUGCGGCGCUUCAGAAAUAUGGGCCGGUGGAGGCUGUUGCGGAGGGCAGAGCAGAGAGCUUCACGUUCAACGCGGACGCUUUGGAGUUCUUCCCUUGUGGCCCGCUCGGCACGUGUUGGGAAUGUUUGCCGCUGCCUGGUGUGCUUGGCUAUUCGGAGUCGGGGUUGAUCGAGGCCGUCGAGGGCACCUCCUUGGGCUGCGCUGGCGACGGCGGCGGGGAGCAUGAUGUCGGCCCUGCUUGCGACGUGCCGUCUAAGGUGAUCACCCCCGAGUUUUUCGCAGCUGGACCUGCGGCGGAGGGGGGCUGUUGCAGCACCUUGGACGAGCUCCUGGAGGCAGAGGUGUUGAAGUAUGAGGCGCUGGAGGCUGCACGUGCUUCGCCUGGGGCCCUGGGGGCCGGCUCGGCCGAGUUCGACUUCCAGGAGGUGGGUGCUGCCGACGCUGAAGCUGAAGUGGAUGCGGCCUGCUCGGUGUCGGAGGCGGCGCCACAGGCCAGCACUGCGGUUCUGGCGUACCUGCACGCUCACCCUGCGGCGCUCCUCUCGGGUGGCGGCGGGGCCCUCGAGGCUCCUGUGGCUGGCGGCACUGGUCCUGGCGCUGGUUUCGAGGGCAGCCGCGCCCGCAGGAAGCGAGGUGCAAGCAUGGGGCGGCGCGCCCGUCGCGUCCGCUUCGACCUUCGCCCCGUCGUCAUCGGCACGGCCUUCGAGGAAGAUGCCGAGGCCCAGGACCGCAAGGCAGGGAAGCUGUGGGCUAGGCAGUCUGCCGAUCGUGCGAUCAUCAAGCUCUCCGACGAGCUCAGGCGGGUGCAGGCGGACUUCGAGGCGAUCAUUUGCGGCCUCACCACCAUCUUCGGGUGCGCGGAGCUGGCCGAUCGCAUCGUCGCGCUGGCGCCGGCCUUGGGGGAGAAGCUAGCAGGGCGCGUGCCGUCUGCGGCGCUAGCUGUGAGAAGGAACGUUGCCCUGCAUUCCGACGCUCGCGGUGUACGAGUGUCGACUGCGCCGAUCGAGCAGUUGCGGCGCCUGCAGAAAUAUGGGGCCAGGCUGGAGGCCCGUGCGGAGGCAGAGAGCUUCACGUUCAACGCGGACGCUGCGGAGUUCUUCCGUUGUGGCCCGCUCGGCACGUGUUUGGAAUGUUUGCCGCUGCCUGGUGUGCUUGGCUAUUCGGAGUCGGGGUUGUUCGAGGCCGUCGAGGGCACCUCCGUGGCUUGCGCUGGUGACGGCGGCGGUGAGCAUGAUGUCGGCCCUGCUGGUGACGUGCCGUCUAAGGUGAUCACCCCCGAGUUUUCGCAGCUGGUCGCAAGUCGUCUUCUACUUCGGCGCCAUCGCUGGGCCUCUGUCCUGUCGAAGGGCUGCGCCAGGGAGGUGGGGUUCCAGUUCGUGCUGUUCUUCCUGGGGAGCCGCUUCGUGCUGAUAGUCUUCCGGAUCUGCUGGCUGGCCCAGGUGUUGAAGUAUGAGGCGCUGGAGGCCGCACGUGCUUCGCCUAGGGCCCUGGGGGCCGGCUCGGCCGAGUUCGACUACCAGGAGGUGGGCGCUGCCGACGCUGAAGCUGAAGUGGAUGCGGCCUGCUCGGUGUCGGAGGCGGCGCCACAGGCCAGCACUGCGGUUCUGGCGUACCUGCACGCUCACCCUGCGGCGCUCCUCUCGGGUGGCGGCGGGGCCCUCGAGGCUCCUGUGGCUGGCGGUACUGGUCCUGGCGCUGGUUUCGAGGGCAGCCGCGCCCGCAGGAAGCGAGGUGCAAGCAUGGGGCGGCGCGCCCGUCGCGUCCGCUUCGACCUUCGCCCCGUCGUCAUCGGCACGGCCUUCGAGGAAGAUGCCGAGGCCCAGGACGGUUAG